UUUCACACGACAUGCCAUCGGGCAUAGCCGCCAUUUCGCCAAUUAUUUUUCCGCGGUCCACAAGUUUCUCUGGCAAAUCGGUUUAAUUUUCGUUUAUAUUGUGUUUAAUGCCGUGCAAAAGAGGUACAUACCAUCUUGACUAGUUCUUCACGUGACAUUAUACCAGUAUAGCGAGCAGUGAGGCUGAUAUUGUGCGAGACAGAUCCAAAAAACAGUUUCUUGCAUUUCCCCCAUGGCCGAGAUGGAGGAAAAGUACGAUAUUGAUGAGCUUAUCGCCAAGUUGUUGGAAGUGCGUUUAGCCCGCCCAGGAAAAAAUGUGCAACUUUCGGAAAGUGAAAUCCGUGGAUUGUGUUUAAAGUCCCGUGAAAUCUUCCUGUCACAGCCCAUCUUGCUGGAAUUGGAGGCCCCGCUGAAGAUUUGUGGUGACAUUCACGGGCAGUACUAUGAUCUGCUGCGCCUCUUUGAGUACGGAGGAUUCCCACCGUAUUCAAAUUAUCUAUUCCUUGGCGACUAUGUGGAUCGUGGCAAACAGUCACUGGAGACAAUAUGCCUACUACUUGCCUACAAAAUAAAGUAUCCAGAGAAUUUCUUCCUGCUGCGAGGAAAUCAUGAAUGUGCUAGUAUCAAUAGGAUUUAUGGUUUCUAUGACGAAUGCAAAAGACGCUACAAUAUAAAGUUGUGGAAAACCUUUACAGAUUGUUUCAAUUGUCUGCCGGUUGCAGCAAUUGUUGACGAGAAAAUCUUCUGCUGUCAUGGCGGCCUAAGUCCCGAUCUGCAGUCAAUGGAACAAAUCCGACGUAUUAUGAGACCCACCGAUGUCCCAGACCAAGGUCUUCUGUGUGAUCUCUUAUGGUCUGACCCCGACAAGGACACAUUGAGUUGGGGUGAAAAUGAUCGCGGAGUUAGUUUUACAUUUGGACCAGAGACGGUUCUGAAAUUCCUGCGUAAGCACGAGUUUGACUUGAUAUGUCGCGCUCAUCAAGUGGUGGAGGAUGGGUAUGAAUUUUUUGCAAAACGACAACUCGUGACGCUAUUUUCAGCGCCCAAUUACUGUGGAGAAUUCGACAAUGCAGGUGCAAUGAUGUCUGUGGAUGAGACAUUGAUGUGCUCAUUCCAAAUACUGAAGCCAGCCGACAAGAGGCGAUUUCAGUACGGCACCCCAAAUUCUCGACCAGUGACGCCGCCACGUGGUAUGCAUAACAAGAAUAAGAAGAAAUAAAUAAGGAGAGGCAAGAAAUAGAAUGAGAGGAGGUAAAAAGUGAAGUAAUUUUCAGGAGUUAUAUAGUAAGGAGUUAAUCUUGAGUAAAAUAAUUGAAAAAAAUGAAGAACAUUCAAUACGAUAUCAUGUGGAAUGGAACAGAGAGACAGAAGAAGGAUAGAGAAUAGGGAAUAGAUGACGAUGGAUGGACGAUUGGAAGUUGAGAAAAGAAAUUGAAGUUUAUAUUCUCUUUUUUAUCUAUAUAUAGGGAUGAUUUUUUUUUCUUUUCCUAAUUGUUAUAGAGGAGUGACAUGAUAGAAGGAAAAUCAAUAUUUCAUGAUACAAUUGAAGUGAGAGAGUGGGUGAAGAAGUUUAAAAGGAGAGAAAAUGUUUUGUCGAUGCACAAGAAAGAACGAUAAAAUUUAGUGGUAGAAUAAUUAAAAUGAGAUACACUGUAGUUUUAAUAUUAAUUGAGAACUUUUUAUUGCAUUAUACUACGCUAAAUGUUUCAUCUUCUUUUUUUUAUAUGAUGUGUGUUGAAGAGGAGAACUAAAAAUUUGUUAGACGGUGUAUAAUUUUGUAAUUCACAAUCAAAUCUACACAAGAACACUCACGCUGAAAGUUUAUCCUUUUCUUUUCAAUUUCUCAUGAACAGGCAAAGAACAGGUUGGGAGAUAAGAUGUAACAAGAGAUAUGAGUAAUAGUGUAAAUAUUUGACGAAGUGUUUUCAUAAAAAAGAGCAGUGAUUAGGAUGAAAAUUGAAUUAUAAAUAAAAAAACUACAAGGAGUGGAAUAUGAGUGGAAUGUUUAGAGAAGAAUAAAAUAAACAAACACAUAAUACACAUUAUUGAUUAAAUGAUGAGAUAUUUAGUGAGAACUAAAGAAAAAAAAAAUGAUAAAGCUAAUUCUUCAAUACAAAAAAGAAAACUGUGAGACAACUAAAUUAUUGUUGAAACAAUAUUCUUAGAUAUGACUUAGGAACUCCAUAAAGAAGAAAACUCUGUCCAAAAUCUGUAUGUAUGGAUAUAUCUCAACAUGUUUUGUCAUUUUUUAUGCAGUGUGAUUCUAUUGAAUUUCGCCAGAGAAAAUAGUAGCAAAAUAUUAGAGAUUAUACACAUGAUUGAUUAUUCUUUAUCAAAUUACAAUAGAGAAUAUGUUGCCGUGUGACCGCGUUAGCAGACAGGGAUGUUUUUCUCUCGUAAUUUUGUAAUUGGCAUUUUCAGCACAAUUUUGGGUUGAAAACAGAUUAAAUCAAAAAGCAAUAGUUUAAUUAGCAAUUAGAGGCAUGAAUUGGACCACUAGAAUAGAUAAGAAUAGGAAAAACACGACAACAUUUUGUUAAUUUCAUAGUAUUUGAUAGAAUUGAGAGAAGCUGAGAGCAAAAUUUGUCCUGUCUGCUAAGGUCCUGAGACAGAACGGGAUAAAAGAACAAAUUGCUUGUAUCUAAAUGUCUUGAUAGUCUUCCGCUCUAAAUUCAGUUUCUAAUUUUAUUAUAGAAUUAACACCGCGUAUGCAGUAAUUUAUUUUACAUUGUCAAAAGCUAUGUGAGAAUCAGGUGGACAAAAGUGGACAGAUAAUGAAGCCAUGAUCAAUGGAAAAUAUUACCUAUAGACAGCAGAAAUAUAUCUACAAAAUAUAUUAUCUGAAUUAUCCUCUCUAUGCAUGAUUAUUUUCUUUCCGAAAAGCAGCCACACAAAUGGAAUAUUUUUACAUCUUUUUUUUCCAAUUUAUGUAAAAUUUAUCGGAAUUACUUUUAGUAGAAGCAGCAGUAUUUAAAAUAAACUGUAAUAUAUUUUUUGUAAAUUUUACAAAAUAAUCAUUAAAUUAUGCUGUAUGCAGACAAAAAAUGCAUAUAUUGAUAAUAAAGUUACAGAUUUUCAAUGGGUCAAAGGAAAAGCAUUGAUGUGGAAUGAGAGAGCGAGAGAGAAUUAUCAAAUUCAUCAUUUUGAGAAUAUAAUAAGUGCAGCAGAUACACGCAAAUGAAAAUUUCAUGAAGACACACUUAUACUUAAUUAAAUGAAAAAAAAGAAAGAAAAAAUGAAAGGCAAAAGUAAUCUUUAAACUUCAAUAAAAAAUUCAAAGUAAAGUACAAAUCGUACUUGUCUUUUUUUAUAUUAAAUUAUACUGAAAAAUAUUAUACAUAAUGAUUAAAAAUGAAUAGAGAGAUUCAAGAAGUGAGAAAGAAGAUUACAUAAAUAAUUCGUUUUACUGUGUAUGUAAGGAGAUAUAUGAAGGAAGAAAAAUAUAAAAGAAAUAUAGAAUUUAGCGUAUAAAAGUAGAUAAUUUACAAAGAAACACAAUACACAAGCAGAUAUAAAUCAUAAUUUGUCAGAGGAGGAUAAAAACAUUGUGCGAAUGUGUGCGAUUUACGUGAAGAUAAUUUAGAAUUUUUAGAAAACAGGAAAAAAUAUAUGAUUUUCUUCCGUUUUCCCAUUCGAACCAGUAAAUAUCAAACACAAAAUACACUCUCCUUAAUCAUAAAAUUAUUAAGAUUUUAAAUAAUAAAAGGAAAAAGAGAAUCAACACAUUCAAAUUA
Molecule: messenger RNA, 3734 nt
Organism: Phlebotomus argentipes
Lineage: Eukaryota; Metazoa; Arthropoda; Insecta; Diptera; Psychodidae
Product: serine/threonine-protein phosphatase alpha-2 isoform
Exons: 7
Coding region: 233-1219 (328 amino acids)
Cellular component (GO): nucleus; cytoplasm
Molecular function (GO): protein serine/threonine phosphatase activity
Source: RefSeq, a predicted model, not a curated record